Toxotes jaculatrix (banded archerfish) is the source of this 6396-nucleotide messenger RNA. Its product is annotated as complement C3-like. The transcript has 44 exons. Gene Ontology annotation, cellular component: extracellular region. The record is from RefSeq and is a predicted model, not a curated record. Gene Ontology annotation, molecular function: endopeptidase inhibitor activity; protein binding. The coding region runs from base 44 to 5341 and encodes 1765 amino acids. NCBI's taxonomy places the organism in Eukaryota, Metazoa, Chordata, Actinopteri, Toxotidae.
AUCUCUGUUGCCCACAGUCCACUGAGAGUCCCAGUCAGUCAACAUGGGUCAGUGGACGCUACACAGCAUUUUAUUUCUCCUACUUGUCUGCAAAGCCAGAGGACAGAUCGACUCUUUUGGAAGACUCCCCUGGACUGAGAGAUUUGUACCAUUUGACAAAUUCCUGGACGUCCAUGGCAUAGCAGAUUCAAACAGGGCAGUUAGUUCGUCACCAAGGUUCAGACUUCUGGCUCCAGACCUGCUCAGGACCGACAGCCAGGAGAACAUCUACCUGCAGGCCGACGAUGUGUCCACUCCCAUCACCGUCUCCAUCUCCAUCCAGGACUUCAGCAGGACCACCAUGCUCCUCCAGGACUCCGUCAUUCUCAAUGUGGAAAAUGGCUUCCAAGCUCUCAAGGCUAUACAGCUUCCCUCAGAUCAUCUGAGCCGCGAAGAGAAAAAGAACAAGUUUGUGUAUCUGACGGCGAACUUUGGAGGCCUCCACUCUGAGCAGAGGUUACUGAUGGUGUCCUUUCACUCUGGAUACAUCUUCAUCCAGACAGACAAACCCAUCUACAACCCUGGAGAUACUGUUCGGUUCAGAGCCUUUGUGUCCUCUCCUUCCUUUAAGGCCUUUGACAGCUCAGUCUCAAUAGACAUCAAGAAUCCAGACGGUGUGGUGGUUAAACAGCUUUUCAGGACCAGAGCUGCAGACGGUGUCUUAGCAGACACAUUUCCUCUCUCUGAAAUUGUCAAUGAAGGAACAUGGACCGUAACUGCAAAGUUCGACCACUGGAAGCAGAACACGUUCACCUCCCAGUUUGAAGUGAAGAAGUACGUGCUUCCCGCCUUCAAUGUUACCUUGACUCCCAGGAAGUCCUUCCUCAGCCUGAAUGACGACGAACUGGUCGUAGAGAUCUCGGCCAGGUACCUGUAUGGGGAGCCAGUCCAGGGCACGGCCUAUGUGGUGUUUGGAGUGUUGAUCGAUAAGGAGAUGAGAAGGUUUCCUGCUGUGAAGCAGGUGUCAGAUCUGGAUGGAGGAGUCGUCAGCCUGAGCAUGGAGGAGAUCAAGAGAGCUUACCCCAACGUUAGAUCUUUGGUGGGCAACUCUGUUUAUGUCAAGGCCUCUGUGCUCACCAAGUCAGGCAGCGACCUAGUUGAAGCCCAAAAGACCGGGAUUAAAAUCGUGGAGUCUCCUUAUGUCAUAUCCUUCAAAGAUAUGCCAAAGUACUUCAAGCCAGGCAUGCCCUUUGACUUUGAGAUCCAGGUGAGCCACCAUGAUGGUUCCCCGGCCCAAAACGUUCUGGUCAAGCUGAAUUUGCUGGACACGCCGCUGAUCGUCACCUCCGGCAGCACCAGAGCCACCGUCAACAUGCCCAGCGUUCAACGCCAACAAACCAUUACUGCUGAGACCAAACAGGCUGGCCUGAGACCAGACCAGCAGGCCAAACAACAGGUCACUGUUCACCCGUACACGACCUUCAACCGGCAAAAGCAAAACUACCUGUACAUCUCCACAGGGACCAACAAAGUGUCUGCAGGAGACCGACUGUCCCUGAAGCUGACCAUCAAUGCUGCUGACCAGACAAACAGAGACUUAAUCAAACACAUCACCUACCUGGUGCUCAAUAAGGGAAAAAUCAUAACUGCUGAGCGCAAGAAUGUGGGCGGUCAGCUGGUCACCACCAUUGGUCUGACAGUCACCCCAGAGAUGAUGCCGUCGUUCCGUUUUGUGGCUUUCUACAGCAUUCCCUGGGUGGGGCGUGAAGAAGUGGUGUCAGACUCCGUCUGGGUAGAUGUGGCAGAUUCCUGUGUCGGAGGGCUGAAAGUCGGGCCAGUGGACGGCAACCACCGAGACUACACACCUGGGAAGAGCUUUAGUUUUCAGGUCAGAGGUGACCCAGGGGCAAAGGUCAGCCUGGUGGUUGUGGACAAUGCUGUCUAUCUGCUCAACAGGGACAGACUCACACAGAGGAAGAUUUGGAACGUGGUGGAGCACGGAGACAUGGGCUGCACCCGCGGGGGAGGCAAAGACGCAAUGGGGGUAUUCACAGAUGCAGGACUUCUCUUUUCCUCCAGUGCCGGGUUCAAAACCCAAAACAGACAAGUCCUGCAGUGUCCAGGCAGUGCCAGGAGGAGGCGCUCUGCUGAGCGGUUGCAGCGUAAAGCCCAGCUGGAGAGUCACUACAAGGAGAAGCUGCAGCACCGCUGCUGUAAGGACGGCCUGAGGGAGAUCCCCAUGCCCUACUCCUGCACGCGGCGCUCCCUCUACAUUACUGAAGGCUGGGAGUGCAUCCGAGCUUUCCGCUACUGCUGCUCCACUUACAGGGACCAGGUGUUUGACACUGAAAUUCCCACCACCCCACCACCCAUGACCACAACCCCUCCUACCACCAGCCCUCCACCCAGGCCCACUUUCACCUCCUCUCGUUUUCUCAAUCAUGCUGCGAGGCGCGAUAGAGUUGUCCUCUUCAGCGCUAGAGAGCAAUCGAGAUCUAUGCCUAGAGGGGGCAUGAGGUAUACGAUGGUUAACAAAAUGGAAGAAGAAAGAGGGAUGGGGGCAGGACAGGGGGCAGCAAAGGAAGAGGUGGAGGAGGAAGAGGAGGAAGAUGAGGAAGAAUGGGAGUACCUGGAUGAGACUCAGGUGUAUCUGCGUUCCAAGUUCUACGAGUCCUGGCUGUGGAUGGAUGUGAACUUGCCAAGCCAGGCAGACAGAGACGGGUUGGCAUCUAAGAAUGUGGACAACCCUUUACCUGACAGCAUCACAGAGUGGGGAGUUCUGGCCAUCAGUUCAUCGCCUCAUACAGGUUUCUGUGUGGCUGAGCCUUACAACUUCAGAGCAUGGAAGCGUUUCUUUGUGGACCUGAAGCUGCCGCAUUCAGUGGCAAGGAACGAGCAGGUGGAGAUUAAAGCCGUGAUCCAUAACUACGGCUACGACGACUUGCACGUGAGGGUGGUGCUGAUGAAGACAGAAGGCAUGUGCAGCAUCGCCUUUAAAGACAGACACACACAGGAAGUGACGCUGCCGGCUGGCUCUUCUAUAGCGGUGCCUUACACCAUCGUGCCACUGGUGGUGGGGAAACUUCCUCUGGAGGUGAUGGUGGUCGGCAGAGACAUGAUGGGAGGAGACCGCGUCCAGAAGUCCCUGCGGGUGGUGCUGGAUGGAGUGCAGAAGACUGAAGUUUGGAGUGUGGUGCUGAAUCCCUCUGCUGAAGGAGGAACGCAGACAGUUCGUGUUGGCAGGAUCGAGCUGGAGUCAGUUGUGCCAAACUCUGUUCCAGAGACAUUCAUCAAUGUCAGAGGAAACAUGUUGGCAGACAGCAUUGAUAACUCCAUCAGUGAGGACUCUCUGGCAUCUCUUAUCCAGAUGCCCGGUGGCUGUGUGGAGCAGAACUUGGCCAGAAUCACUCUGCCGCUCAUCGCCACCCUCUACCUAGAUCGAGCCAACGACUGGGAGAGUGUGGGGGUGGAGCGCAGGGCUGAGGCCAUCAGAUACAUCAGGAGAGGCUAUGAGAACCAGCUGGCGUACAGAAAGACCGACGGCUCUUACCCCCCCUACAGGCGUGAAGGUGCAAGUACAUGGAUCACAGCGUACGUGGUGAAGGUGUUCUCCAUGGCUCACUCCAUCAUCGGCAUCAACGAGCAGCAAGUGUGUGACCCUCUGCUCUACCUGCUGAAGAACAAACACAGGCUUCCUCAGGGAAACUUCGUAGAGCACAACCCAGUUUACAGCACCACCAUGACCGGCGGUCUCAGGGGCGAUGACCCGGAAACAACCCUGACGGCCUUCGUCCUCAUAGCGCUCGCUGAGGCCACGCAGGCAGGGAUCCACUGCACCAGUCCAGACGUGAAUGUGAAGUUACUGAUUCAGAAGACAGCAGACUACCUGAAGAGAGCGCUGAUGAGUUCGGGGAGGAGACCGUACACAGUGGCCAUCGCCUCCUACGCACUGGUUCUGGCUCAAGGUUUCGACUCGACACGGUCAUUACUCAGAGCAGCAGCUCCAGGUGGCAGCCACUGGCCCGACAGGCAAAACAGUCUGUUCACCUUGGAGGCGACGGGCUACGCCCUGCUGGCUCUGGUGAAGCUGGGACGUAUGGAGGAAGCUGCAGCACCCUUCAAAUGGCUGAACAGCCAGCGAAGAAGAGGCGGCGGCUUCGGUUCCACUCAGUCCACCAUGGUGGUGCUCCAGGCACUGUCAGAGUACCUGAUCAACAAACCCCCGCCUGAUGACCUCGGUCUGGACGUGGACGUCAGAAUCACAGGACGCAAGGAAAUCCGCUACCAUUUCAACGCUGAUAGCGCCUACGCUGCUCGCUCCUCCAGGUUGCCCACUAAUCUUGAUCUGGAGGUGGAGGCUCGAGGGAACGGACAGGGGAUACUGGAGGUUGUUACUUAUUACAACCAAGUGCAUGAGGUGAGUGAGAAAAUGCCCUGCAAGGACUUUGAGCUCAACAUCACCAUUGAAGAAUCCACCGAAAAGCCUCCAGCAGAUGUAGAAAAGUCCUAUCAGAUCACCAUCAAAGUGAGAGCUUUAGGACCCAGAGAUGUCAGGAUGGUGGUCCUGGAUAUCAGUCUGCCCACCGGCUUCACUCCAGAAAACUCUGACCUGGAGAUGUUGUCCAACUCUGUGGACCGAUACAUCAGUAACUUCCAGACUGUUGAUAAUCUGAGCGACAGAGGCUCAUUGAUCAUCCACCUGUUCAAGGUGUCACACAAAGAGCCAGAGAUACUGAUCUUCAGGCUUCAGCAGAACUUUAAAGUCGGCCUCCUCCAGCCGUCCUCAGUGACCGUCUAUGAGUACUACAACCCAGAUCACCGCUGCAGUCGUACCUACACACCCACAGAGGACAAAGAGGAGCUCACUCAGAUCUGCAAAGACAAUGUCUGCCGCUGCACACAGGGUGACUGCUGCGUCUCCAAGACCGACAGUGAAAAUUUCACCAACAAAGAAAGAGAGACGUUUGCCUGCACCAGCUUACACCACGUUUUCCAGGUGAAGGUCCUGAGCAUCAGCCAGAGUUACUACGACAAAUACGAGGUGGAGAUUACACAAGUUAUCAAGCUGGGUGUGGAGGAUGGAGUUGAAGUCGGCCAGCGGAGGUUAUUCAUGUCUCACGGUGGAUGCAGAGAGGGCCUCAGUCUGAAGCAGGGCUCCCAGUACCUCAUCAUGGGCCCCAAAGAGGACCAGUGGAACAUUGACAGUGACACAAACAGGUUCGUCUACAUGUUAGGAAAGGACACCUGGGUGGAGCGCUGGCCUUUGCCUGCAGAGUGCUCCAGCGAUCCCAGCCUGCAAGCUAAAUGCAAGACCCUGGAAGAUGCUGCGUAUGAGCUGUCCGUCAACUCCUGCAGGCUUUAGAGGUGUCUGAGCAACGACUGCACGACUGCAACCACUCAACUGUGCCAUUCUGUUGCAGAGAUGAAUAGAAUUGAUGUACAAAAAUAGCUUCUUUUUUUUUUUCUUUUUUGAAGGGCUAUGUGUGUUUUGACUGUGGAAAGGGGAACUGAAAGUGUUGCCAAUUAUAGCAACGUACCCAUUUGUCUCUACUGUGUGAAGUCUGUUGUGAGAGCAAGUCCUGUGUGCAGUAAAUACAAACUGUAAAAGUACAUUUUGGUUUAAAAAAAAAUGUGUGGUUGCAUCAAUUCUGCAUUUUUAGACUAUUCUGAAAGAAAGAAGUAAAUGUAACCUGUAGUUAUCUGCUUAGAUUAGCAAACUACUUCAUAUAAAUACCAGGCUGCAGGUCCCCUCUGUGUCCAUCGGGUUUGUGCUCUCUGAAGCGGCAGCAUCGUCCUCAGUUUACAGUGAAGGAAAAAAAAAAUCAGGUGAGUGUAUUAUAGAUUAUCAGACACACAUAGUCCAACAGUAAUUACAUCAGCCAUUUGCAACAGUGACUACAGAGCACUCAAAACCCUCAUCCUCUUUUUCUCUCUGGGGCCGAGCUGUUCAGAUGUCAGAACACACUGUGGGGCAUGUAUUUUCCUUACAUGCCCCACAGUGUGUUCUGACAUCUGAACUGAGAGAAGGACAACAAUAAAUCCACUUGCUGCUGCUGCUAUUAAACUCACAGCUGCUCUUAUCAUCCUUCAUCUCUGUCUCUCUGACUUCAGAGGCACUAAAACACAUCGAAGGGUAAUUAAAGUACAAAAGUUAUCUAUUUAUCACAUUGCGUUGUUCCCCUUUCAGUGUAGAAGGGAGAUGUCUUGAGCUGUAACUUUCCUCUGUGGUCAGGAGAAUAAGCAGAUAAGAAAAGACUUCCUUCCUGUCAGACCUUCUUCCUCAUUAAGUUAGUAAAAUGCAGUGUGAGCCAAAGACCAAGAAAAGUGUGGGUGCACUGCAUAAUGUAAUUUAUAUAUAAAAGAGAAUUAGAGACCAGUAUCAGAUUAAAAAAAAAAAAAAAUCAGAAUUGUUGGUGU